Sorghum bicolor (sorghum) is the source of this 1628-nucleotide messenger RNA. RefSeq names its product actin-related protein 2/3 complex subunit 3. The transcript is spliced from 4 exons. Gene Ontology annotation, biological process: regulation of actin filament polymerization; Arp2/3 complex-mediated actin nucleation. Gene Ontology annotation, cellular component: Arp2/3 protein complex; cytoskeleton. The record is from RefSeq and is a predicted model, not a curated record. Gene Ontology annotation, molecular function: actin filament binding. The coding region runs from base 585 to 1109 and encodes 174 amino acids. Lineage: Eukaryota; Viridiplantae; Streptophyta; Magnoliopsida; Poales; Poaceae.
GAACAACUCAUUGUCGUGGCAAAUUCACUCGUAUCGUACCAUGCAACAACGUUCGAGAAAAAUAGCUGUCGUCUUUUAUCUCUGUCUCUCUGCCCCUCUCGCGCUCGUUCUCCUUGCCGACCGACGCCGCCGCCGCCGCCUGCGCCUCUGUCGUCUCUCGGCUCUCGCCCAGCGGCAGCCGGCCACCAAUACCGCCACCCCUCUCAUCUCCCCUGCCUCAAUCGCACCCAUUCCACGCGCUCAGCUUGGGCUAUUGCCGCCUCCCGGAGCUGAGCGCCCGGAUCCGAGAGGAGGUGUCGUCAACCCGUGCGGACGGGUGGGAGUUGGGACAAGGCGGCGGCUCCGGCCUCCGGAAGACCGCGGCGAAAACCGUGGGCGACGGGACGAACUGCGGAUUGAGCAGCUUCGAUCCGUCAGGGGCGAAACACGAUCUCCGUUCCUCCUUCCCUAAAUCAUCUUCUCCCGGUCCCGGCCUCCCCCAGAUUCCCUCCUGCUCUCCUCUCCGGCCACGACCAGGGUUGUGCUUCGCCGCCGCCGCGACCUUGACUCGUCUGCGCUAGCUUCUCCUGAUUUGGAGACGCAAGAUGGUUUAUCACUCUAGUUUUGUUGAUGAUGAUGGGAUCAAAAAAGCUUGCAGCUGUCCUUUGCUUCCACUGAAAACUCAUAUCAAGGGCCCAGCACCAGCCUCUGACCCUGAUAAAGCGGACAUUGUUGAUGAAGCCAUAACUUUCUUUCGGGCCAAUGUUUUCUUCAAAAAUUUCCAUGUCAAAAGCUCAGCAGACAAGUUAUUGAUCUAUUUGACGUCUUAUAUCAAUAUUGCCUUAAAAAGACUAGAAGGUUGCCGGACACUAGCUGUUGGGACUAAGGCAAUCAUUAAUCUGGGAUUGGAGAAAGUUCCUGUACCUGGGGAACCAGGGUUUCCUUUCCCUGGACUUUUCACUCUUCCCCAGUCCCAGGAGGAAGCAGAAUUGUUGAGGAAUUAUUUGAAGCAGAUAAGGGAGGAAACAAGUGGAAGAUUGCUCAACUGUGCAUACAGAGCUAAUGGCUUUCCAAACAAAUGGUGGUUGGCUUUUGCUAAGAGGAAGUUCAUGAACAUUGUCAUCCUUUAGACUUGGGCUUUUUGUACCAACAGGUUUAAACUGUUUUUUUCUCUUAUGAUCAUGUGAAGUAUCCACACAAAAAAGAUAGUUAUCCUACAUCUUAGAGUGGCAGGCCAAAGAUUUUGAUGAGAGGAUCGAUAAAUGCCAUAAGUUACACUAUUCGUCCCCAACUUUGCGAUGGGUAACUGUGGGAACAGUAAUUGCGAUGUUGUCUUGCUAUUUAAUUUCCACCCCUUGUUUUAUCGGAGAAACGAAACCUGAUACUAGGUAUGUUCUCCAAUGAUGUGUCUAAGACGAGACAGUACAUAUGUUCUUAGUAUUGUACAUGCUGCAAAUGUGGCAUAUAUGUUGUAAACUUGUAAUUGUUAAUUGUCCAUGGUAAUUUCCCUGUCUCGUAAAGUUUACAAAUUGGUCUACAAUGUAAAUAAGAGGGUGGGGGAACUGGAUGAUUAUUCAUAGUAUGGGAAACCGAUGUUUCGGUGUAGGUUUGUAUGCUGCAGAUGUCAGCAAGUGAGAAAAUGAGAUGCA